AUGGCUACCCCCACCCCAGCAACCUGCCAAUCCGAAUUCGAGCAAGGCGUUGCCAUCGCCCUUCACCUCUGGCCCGCGCUCUCGCUCGCCGUGCAAAACAACUGGGGCGGUCCCGACUCGGCCGACAAGCGUGACUGGUUCGCCGGCGCCGUCGUCGACCUCUUUCCCGAUCUGAACAAAGUCCUCGCUCCUCCCCAGUCCGAACGGCAACAGCAACAACAGCAACAAACGACACAAAAGUCCAAGUCCGACGACCAUGAAGAAGCGACAGAAGAACCCGACCAGCUCGACAUUGAGACCGUCCUCCUGCAAGUGAUGCUGGACGAGUUCGAGGUCAACGUCGACGAUGAUUCGGCCUUUGAGGUGGCCGAGCAGAUUUUGCGUGUGCGCCUGGGCUGCUUGAAGGGCAAGUUCGACGAGGUGGAUGCGCUGCGUCGCAGGUUUGAGGGCAAGGGAGGCAAGAACGUGGUCUUCAAGAAGGCCGAGGACCAGGAUAACGACACCGAUUGGGACACCGAUGACGACGAGGAGGCCGACAGUGAUGAGGAGAUGGGUGAGGCGCCUGCGUUGGUGCCUACGCAGCCUAAGGAGAAGGUGGAGCCUGAGGUGGAUGAGGAUGGAUUCACCAAGGUUGUGGGCAAGAAGAGGAGGUAA
This is a messenger RNA of Sordaria macrospora k-hell, 654 nucleotides long. RefSeq lists its product as uncharacterized. NCBI's taxonomy places the organism in Eukaryota, Fungi, Ascomycota, Sordariomycetes, Sordariales, Sordariaceae. Gene Ontology annotation, cellular component: nucleus. Gene Ontology annotation, biological process: maturation of SSU-rRNA from tricistronic rRNA transcript (SSU-rRNA, 5.8S rRNA, LSU-rRNA). The record is from RefSeq and is a predicted model, not a curated record.